AUGGCCUCAUCAGAGCAUCGUAUAGAGCGGUGGCUAGCCACCACCACCGGCCCCAAGGCUUCGUGCAGCAAAGCACAGCAUAAUGUAUAUUCACUCACUGAUCCUCAUCGUUUCUCAAUAAUACGAAUGCGUGGACGAUCGAUGAGUGCAGAAUGCGGCGUGCGGCUGGCGGCGGCCGGGUACGGUGUGUUCGGGAUGGACUACGAGGGUCACGGCAAGUCCAUGGGCGCGCGCUGCUACAUCCGCAGCUUCCGCCGCCUCGUCGACGACUGCAGCCAUUUCUUCAAGUCCAUCUGCGAGCUUGGGGAGUACCGGGGCAAGAGCCGGUUCCUGUACGGCGAGUCCAUGGGCGGCGCGGUGGCGCUACUGCUGCACAGGAAGGACCCUGCCUUCUGGGACGGCGCCGUCCUCGUCGCGCCGAUGUGCAAGGUGGAGGACGUGAUCCCCAAGUGGAAGAUCGUGCCCACCAAGCAGGACGUCAUCGACGCCGCCUUCAAGGACCCGGUCAAGCGUGAAAAGAUCAGGAGAAACAAGCUGAUCUACCAGGACAAGCCGCGUCUCAAGACUGCGCUGGAGAUGCUCAGGACCAGCAUGUUCAUAGAAGACAGCUUGUCACAGGUGAAGCUGCCGUUCUUCGUGCUGCACGGCGAGGCCGACACGGUGACGGACCCGGAGGUGAGCCGCGCCCUGUACGAGCGCGCUGCCAGCGCCGACAAGACCAUCAAGCUCUACCCCGGGAUGUGGCACGGCCUCACCGCUGGGGAGCCCAACGAGAACGUGGAGGCCAUCUUCUCCGACAUCGUCUCCUGGCUCAACCAGCGCAGCCGGAGCUGGACCAUGGACGACCGCUUCAGGAAGCUGGUGCCAGCGCCGGCCAAGUUCAUCGAUGGUGACGACGCCAUCGACGGCAAAGCGCAGACACAAGGGCGUCCUCGCCGGCGGCGCCCGGGCCUCCUCUGCGGGCUUGCCGGCAGGACGCAUCACCAUGCAGAAAUGUGA
This is a messenger RNA of Miscanthus lutarioriparius, 999 nucleotides long. The record is from the annotation of a GenBank genome assembly. Lineage: Eukaryota; Viridiplantae; Streptophyta; Magnoliopsida; Poales; Poaceae.